UCAGUUGUGCAGCCAAUCGUCGCGAAGUCUCUCCUGCGGUGGCCAGUAGUUCUCUGUGUUUCUGUAAGUCAGUAUGAGUCGUGCGCUAAGUUUGUCCGCCACUGUGCUGCUGGUGGUGGUGAUGGUGCCGCUGGUGAUCGGUGCACCGACUGUGCAUCUGCCGGACCUUUGGUACGACCGGAACUCGCCACCCGAUGGUGAAAACCCAUCCGGAACCGUCCCAGGCUCAGCAACGUCGACCGGACGGCCACACAGCGUCGAGCCGACGUGGAUCACCGUCACGAUGAAUCCUGCCGAGGCUCGGUACGAUCCACCCGGAGGCAGCAUCCUGAAGCCGAUGACCGCGAUGCCGUACGUCGCCUACGUUCCGGUUCCUCCUGUCCAGCACUACCGCCACGCGACCCCCGGUUGGCCCGGGUACUUCCCGGGUCCGCCCGUACUUCCGCCGCCCUAUCCUUACCACCAUCUCUGUGGCCAACAUGCGAACCAAGCCUACCGUCUGCUAUAAAGAAAGUGUUUAGUGACCGGAUCCCGUGUAGCGUGUUGCUUGCCACUGAGAACCGGGGACUCCGCACUCCCCCCCACUGGCCAUCCCACCCGGGAGCC
Anopheles bellator is the source of this 606-nucleotide messenger RNA. RefSeq lists its product as uncharacterized. Bases 74 to 508 code for a protein of 144 amino acids. The transcript has 2 exons. NCBI's taxonomy places the organism in Eukaryota, Metazoa, Arthropoda, Insecta, Diptera, Culicidae. The record is from RefSeq and is a predicted model, not a curated record.